This is a messenger RNA of Notodromas monacha, 2043 nucleotides long. NCBI's taxonomy places the organism in Eukaryota, Metazoa, Arthropoda, Ostracoda, Podocopida, Cyprididae. The record is from the annotation of a GenBank genome assembly.
AUGCCAGAAUCUGAGUCCAGGCUCCCACCACCACCAGUCGAAUGGGCUCAACGAAAAAACGUGAUUUUCCUUACAAUCCAGUUGGAAGAUUGCAAAGAUCCGCAGAUCAAAAUAGAAACCGACAAAGUCUAUUUCAGAGGUGUUGGAGGAACGGACAAGAAAGAUCACGAACUCACAAUUGAACUGAUGCAUGAGAUCGUUCCAGAGGAUUCUAAGUAUUUUCGUCGGGACCGAAACAUCGAGAUGGUGCUAAAGAAGAAGGAAGGUAGCGAUAAGUUUUGGCCUCAUCUCCUUAAGGAAAAGAAGAAAUUUCACUGGCUGAAAGUUGAUUUCAAUAAGUGGAAAGAUGAGGAUGAUACCGACGAUGAGAUGGGUCAAGGAGAUGACCUGCAAGAGAUGAUGAGGCGGAUGGGAGGCCUGGGUGGUGGCGGCAUGGGAGGAAUGGGCGGCAUGGGCGACUUCGGAGGCCCUGAAGGAGAAAAGCCUAAUUUGAACGACCUGUCCGAUGAUUCCGAUGACGAGGAUUUGCCAGAUCUUGAAGAAAGGCAUGCUGUGAUGUUAUCAAGCAGUCGAACUUUCUUCAACAUAACGGAAUCAGCUAGUAGGAAAAAAGAAUAUUCUGAGCGUCGUCUGAUCGGGUACUCCAUGGAAGAGAUGUUCGAUGUCGUUUCAGAUGUGGGCAAGUACAAGACCUUCGUUCCUUGGUGCACAGACUCGCAGGUGCUCAAACGAAGACCUGGAUAUUUAGGCUGCAAACUGACGAUUGGGUUUCCACCGUUGAACGAAACUUACAAGUCGACUGUAACGCUUGCGAGACCGAAUCUAGUUAAAUCGGAGUGUGUUGACGGCCGGCUCUUCAAUUAUUUGCUCGCUAUUUGGCAGUUCAGUCCUGGUUUAUCUGGAAAUGCGAAGUCGUGCACGUUGGAUUUCUCCGUGAGAUUCGAGUUUCGAUCAUCACUUCAUUCACACCUUGCAGAGCUGUUCUUCAAAGAAGUUGUGAGAUCAAAUGUGAAAGCUUUUCUUGGAGAAGCGAAGCGGCGCCAGGAAAUGGAAAAGUCGAGUGAGAACGACAAGAAGCGAAAGCAGUUCGGAGGACGCCUUCUUACUCAGAAUGAUGACGUUUUUGAACACAAUGCAUGGGAUAACGUUGAACUGUCGGAAGAACAGAAGUUGUUGGCCGCAGAGAAAAUUUUGACGAAUUCGUCGGUUACCUUGACUCCCGAGGACCGUGCAAAGUUGCUUCAUCACGCUGCAUCCCAUUGGGACGCGUUCUACAAAGUCCAUGAUAACAAAUUUUUCAAAAACCGUCAGUGGAUCUUCACGGAGUUCCCGGAACUCAAGGGUGUGAGCGAGCCGAAUAUUUUGCCUGGAAACAUGGACAAAUUUCCUGGAGCGAUGGCUUCACGAAGGAUCCUCGAAGUGGGUUGCGGGGUCGGGGAUACAAUUUUCCCCAUUUUGGAGAACGAUCCUGACCUGAAUCUCUUCGUGUAUGGGUGUGAUUUCGCCGAAAGUGCUAUAGAAAUCGUCAAGUCGCACCCGGGAUAUAAAGAGAACUCCAAUCGUUGCCAUGCGUUUGUCGCGGAUGUCACGGACCCUGAUGCCACGUUUCCUUUUCCGAAAGGCAGCUUAGACUACAUAUUGUGUAUUUUUGUGCUUUCUGCAAUAGACCCCGAAAUAUUACCAAAUGUUAUAUCUCGCUUGACGGCAUGUCUGAAACCCGGAGGGAUGUUCCUCGUCAGAGACUACGGCUAUUGCGACAUGGCACAGCUUCGGUUCAAACCCGGGAAGUGUUUGUCCGAGAACUUCUACCAUCGCGGGGAUAAUACUUUAGUGCACUUUUUUACUGAGGAUAAAAUGAGAAAUCUCUUCACAUCUUGUGGACUGGAAGAAAGACAAGUUCAUGUGGACCGACGUUUGCAAGUGAACCGCGCAAGAAAGCUGCAGAUGUUUCGCGUUUGGAUUCAAUGUAAAUUUCAGAAAGCGUUAGAAGAUCCUGCAUGAUUUUGAAAUCAUUUUGUGAAAACAAGCUUAUGUUUCUUUAAA